Molecule: messenger RNA, 1570 nt
Organism: Cuscuta campestris
Lineage: Eukaryota; Viridiplantae; Streptophyta; Magnoliopsida; Solanales; Convolvulaceae
Source: the annotation of a GenBank genome assembly
UUCAGCAGCUACUUUCUUCUCAAAACCCAUGAUUCAUGAAGAGAAUCCCAAAAAGUCUCCACCUUUUCUCUCUUUAUCAAUGGCGCCUUCAAAGCCCCUUCUUUCCCCUCUCUUCACCCCUAUUCAAGAAGGGAAUGAGGAAGACGAGCACAGAUGCACUGGUAGUCCGGUGAGUGAGUAUAAGCACCGCCCCACGCCGCUCCACCGCUGCCCGGAGAAGAAACGGCCGGAGAGCGACGGGGAAGACGGCCGGGGAGUGUUGUGCAACAAGUGCCGGCCGAGCAGCCGGGAGAGAAUCUCGGUGGUGCCCAUGGACGGCCGGAACUCGACGACGGCGAGCCCGAACGGGAUUUUCAAGUCGGUUUUCUCUCAUCUGGUGAGGAAGAGCCCGAGGUUGUCGGAGGACGGGUCUUCGUCGUCGACGACGUCGUCCGCGGCGCCGCCGGAUCAGUGGAAGGCCGCGGUGGCGGAGCUGUCGCAGAAGCUGGUCCAGGCCACCAAGAAGAAGGACGACGCCGUUUUGGAAGCUUCGAGAUUGAAAAACUCCAUGGCCGAGCUGGAGAAGAAGCUCAGCAAGCUCGAAGUGUAUUGCCGGGAUUUGAAAUCCGGCCUCGAAAUCUACGGCGGCAACCAUCCUCGCCCUCACCUGACAUUCCAAUGCCUCAAAACAGGGGAUCAAGAAAGGGUGAUCCAGCGUUUCUUGGUCUCCGUCUCCGAAGCCCGUUCCUCGAUUCGGGUCCUGACCCGAUCCAUCGCCGUGCACCUCCGUCAAAUGGCCGCCGGGAAAACCCACGACCGGAUCUCCCAGCUCCUCCACCCCUACGACGUCAAGAACUCUCUGUCCAAAAACUCCCGGGUCGGGCCGCUCUACAUUGAAGCCUUGCUUAGCCGGGCAUUCUUCGAGGACUUCGAGACGGUCCGGUUCCAGAAGAGUUCCUCUAACCCGGUCCUGAACCCGCUCGACCGGUGCGCCGCCAACUUCGCGGCGGUGAACCGGCUGCAAGGGCUGAAAUGGGAGGAGGUGCUGAGCAAGGGGACCCGGUUCUUCUCCGAGGAUUUCAGCCGGUUCUGCGACCGGAAAAUGAGCGAGGUGGUCACUUUACUGGCGUGGAACCGGGCCUGGCCGGAGCCGCUAUUGCAAGCCUUCUUCGGGGCAUCAAAAGCCGUCUGGCUGGUCCACCUCCUGGCCAACUCGGUCCACCCGGCUCUGCCUAUAUUCCGAGUGGACGAGCAAAACCGGUUCGACCCGGUUUACAUGGAGGACAAAGGGGGAGACCGGGCUCGGAAGCUGGUUCCGACCACGGUCCGGAUAAUGUUGACUCCGGGUUUCUACGUUUACGACAAUGUGGUGAAGUGUAAGGUACUGUGCCGGUACAACAACGCCGCCGAUGAUGCGGUGGACGACAGUAAUGCUCUGACAACGCCGUCGCCGGUGGGGACAAAAGUGCUAAUGAAUCCUUAAUCACAGAGUGAUUAGUGUUAAUAAUCUGUUUUUUUGGUGUUUAGUUGGAUUUGUUUGUAAUGCAUGGGGGGAGGAUUAUAUAUAUUAGAAGAAAAUCCUACAUUAUUA